ACAAAUGGACUUAUUUUGUAUUGCUUUCUCAAAAGCUGUAUUAGUAAUGAAUCUUGCUCCAAAUGAAAAAUGGAACCUUCUAUUUAAUGUAAAUUUUCUUUUAGAAAUUCUGGUUAAUGACUUCGAUAAUAUUUGGUGGCCCUUGGUAUCUAAUAUCAGAACACAAUAG
Dentiscutata erythropus is the source of this 169-nucleotide messenger RNA. The record is from the annotation of a GenBank genome assembly. NCBI's taxonomy places the organism in Eukaryota, Fungi, Glomeromycota, Glomeromycetes, Diversisporales, Gigasporaceae.